AUGUACACACAGGUCGAGCUACAUGAAGAGGAAAAGAGAAAUCUCAGCCAUGAAGUCAUCACUUUAUGUAAUCAGCUGAUGGAAGCCAAAAUAACUAUCGACAAAUUAAUAGAAAGCAAAUUACCAGCAGAAGUCGAAGAAAGGGUCAGAAUCCAUGCGGAGAAAUGUGGAUGUGUUACUCCUGGGACUGAAUGUCUUUCAUCUUUCUUCGACACUGAAGCUGAGCUUUUACAGCAACUUGAACCAAUUGGUUCAUCAGGGUCUGCAAUUCCUGUGUCACCCUCAAGAAAGGUUACUUAUGAUCAUUUGAACAACACUAAUAAACCUGACCAACGGUCACCUUGCAAGUCUAACUUCUAUCAUAGUGAUACAGCUCUUUACUGCCCUGCAGAACAGAGAGACAGAAGGCAAGUUAGAAAUGCUCAUUUUUUAAAAACACAGAGCUUUACAGAUAGCUGCACAGAAGCCGAGGGCUUUGGUCCAACUCUCACAAGUGAAAUGCUUUUAAAUUGUGAUGCAUCAACACCAAGUUCUUCCAACUAUCCAAGCAGCACUGUGACAGCUGUGAAGAAAGGAACCUCAGAAGCCAAACCAACCUUGUGUCCAACCCAACAAGUUGGUUUGAGAGAUGAUAUUCAUGAAAGAAAAUACAAUACUUCAGAAAGGCAAGAAAACAGGAAGUGUGAUUUCAUUCAGACAAGGCCACUACAACAAUUCACAGAUGUGGCUCUAGGCUAUAAGGAUGGCAAGCAACAAUGCUCUGUCACUCUUCCAAUAGAAUUUAGUGAGUCACCACACUUGUCCUGGUUCAGUACUAAGCAUGUAACAGCCCCAAAACUAUACAAUGAUCAAGGGAAUGGGAAUGACCUAGAAAAAAACAGGAUGGGUCAACUUAAGAAAGUAAACAUGCAUUUUACAAAUACUUCUUCACACAGGAUUUCUGGAAGCAUUUUAAGUAAUGAUACUGAGCAGCAAUGGGGUAGUCGUCUGGUGAAGGAAACAACCAACAACAUGAACCAGCUUUUCAUCAGAGAAGAUUAUUUCCCUGAUGGAAAGGAUAUCAACAAAAAUACCUUUACAGAUGCAGGCUUUGGUGCAAUGAACUGUCAACCUUUUUCAGAGAUUGAUCACAAUUAUCAAGAAAGCUCCUCUACGCCAAGCCACAUAGAAACAGAAGAUGGCCCUAAAAAAUUGCCAAGUGAAAAGAAUAAAAACAAAACGUACAUCAAAAAUACAAAUACUGUUUCUAACAUUAAAAGAAUUGUUGAUGUUGCCUCAAACACUUCGGCAAAAUCCUCAUGUCGACGUCCCAUUAAAUUUUUAAUGGUUCAUGAUUUUCCUUUGGAUGAUGUUGUUUCAAGCAGCAAACAAGAAAAACCCUUAAAGAUAAGUGGCCUUUACAGGAAGGAUAGCCUCAUAAAGGCUCAACUUUACGGAAAUCUACUGAAGUAA
Molecule: messenger RNA, 1452 nt
Organism: Rhincodon typus (whale shark)
Lineage: Eukaryota; Metazoa; Chordata; Chondrichthyes; Orectolobiformes; Rhincodontidae
Product: brain-enriched guanylate kinase-associated protein-like
Exons: 2
Coding region: 1-1452 (483 amino acids)
Source: RefSeq, a predicted model, not a curated record